UCACACCUCCGCAAUCACACUUCUUGCAUAAUUUACGAAACACCUCACUUCACUUUCAAAGUUCGCUGAUUUAGGUCGGGUCUUCAAAAGUGGAAAAUCGUCUCGUCAUGCAGUGUCCCUUCCUGAACCGCUUCACCGCCAACUUCGUCCGCAAUUACGCGGAGACGCUAUGCCAAUCCUACGGGAUGCAUUGCCCCGUGGUUGGCAAGACCUUGAGUGCGGGCGAGAAAAAACUUUCACUCGUCGCCCCAAGUGUUACAAGGUCUUACUCGACGGGGUCUAAUGCUAAUGCGUUCGUUGCUGACGCAAAACCCGCAUCUGCUGACCCUGGAAAAGCGACCUCGGAGACCUUUCCCUACGAGCGCUUCUUCAACGAGCAGAUCAUGAAAAAGAAACGCGACCACUCCUACAGGGUCUUCAAGAAGGUCAAUCGUCUGGCUGGCGACGGGCUCUUUCCCCACGCGCUGGAGUACUCGGAGCGGACGGAGAAGCCCAUCACGGUGUGGUGCUCCAACGAUUACCUGGGCAUGUCCGCGCAUCCGAGUGUAAAAAGGGCCGUUCAGGAGGCCCUCAAUAUGCACGGAUCGGGUGCUGGCGGCACCAGGAACAUCUCGGGCAACUCGCUCCACCACGAGCGCCUUGAGCGAAAGCUGGCCGAGCUCCACCAGAAGGAGGCUGCCCUGCUGUUCACUUCGUGCUUCGUGGCCAACGAUUCCACGCUGUUCACGCUCGCCAAGCUCCUACCAGGCUGCCAGAUCUUCUCCGAUGCGGGCAAUCACGCCUCCAUGAUAAUGGGAAUACGGAACAGCGGGGUGCCCAAGCACAUCUUCCGGCACAACGACGUGGACCACUUGCACAAGCUACUUAAGCAGACGGACAAAAGCACGCCCAAGAUCGUGGCAUUUGAGACAGUACAUUCCAUGACGGGGGCCAUCUGCCCGCUCGAAGAGCUGCUGGACGUGGCCCAUGAGCACGGGGCCAUCACGUUUAUCGACGAGGUGCACGCCGUGGGAUUGUACGGCGACCAUGGUGCCGGGGUCGGUGAACAAGAGGGUGUGCUGCACAAAAUGGACAUCAUAUCGGGAACCUUGGGCAAGGCGUUCGGUAACAUUGGGGGUUACAUAGCUGGGUCCGAUAAGCUGGUCGACAUGAUCCGAUCGUAUGCGGCUGGCUUCAUCUUCACCACCUCGCUGCCGCCCACUGUGCUUUGUGGCGCACUGGAGGCUGUCAAUAUCUUGGCAUCGGAGGAAGGUCGUCAAUUGCGACACAUGCACCAGCGCAACGUCUCGUACCUAAAGAACUUGCUGAAAAGAGAAGGUUUUCCCGUCGAAGAAACACCAAGUCACAUCAUUCCCAUCAAAAUCGGCGACCCUCUUAAAAGCAGUCAAAUCUCAAACGUGCUGAUCGAACAAUUUGGACACUACUUGCAGUCAAUUAAUUACCCAACAGUAGCCCGCGGUCAGGAGAAACUCAGGCUAGCCCCCACUCCUUUCCACACUUUCGAAAUGAUGAAUGCCCUGGUUACCGAUCUGAAGAAAGUGUGGGAAAUGGUGGACCUCUCGACAAACGUCCCGCUUUCGCCCAAUGGAUGCAUGUUCUGUAACUCGGAGAGCUGCUGGCACCAGGAUGCGUCACCCGACCUCGAAUGUGGAAUUCCCAACUGCCCAAGGUUGGAAAUCUCCGUUGCAGCAUAGUAUCCUCUUAUAAAAGGAGUCUAACCGAAGCAUUCGAAAUAUUAAGAUAUGCCUAAACAUAACUUUGUGGUUUUGGACAAAUAAACAAUGGUUUUGGUGCAAUAUAAA
Molecule: messenger RNA, 1802 nt
Organism: Drosophila rhopaloa
Lineage: Eukaryota; Metazoa; Arthropoda; Insecta; Diptera; Drosophilidae
Gene: Alas
Product: 5-aminolevulinate synthase, erythroid-specific, mitochondrial
Exons: 2
Coding region: 108-1694 (528 amino acids)
Biological process (GO): hemoglobin biosynthetic process; heme biosynthetic process; erythrocyte development
Cellular component (GO): mitochondrion
Molecular function (GO): 5-aminolevulinate synthase activity; pyridoxal phosphate binding
Source: RefSeq, a predicted model, not a curated record